CUCCCCUUCCACUGACGGUGCGUUCCCGUUGUCCCCGCAGCGGCGGGAGCCAUGGAGAUGCAGUCGUACUACGCGAAGCUGCUGGGGGAGCUGAACGAGCAGCGCAAGAGGGACUUCUUCUGCGACUGCAGCAUUAUCGUGGAGGGGAGGAUCUUCAAAGCGCACAAGAACAUCCUGUUCGCCAACAGCGGAUACUUCCGAGCGCUCCUCAUCCAUUACAUCCAGGACAGCGGGAGGCACAGCACCGCCUCGCUGGACAUUGUCACCUCCGAGGCCUUCUCCAUCAUCCUGGAUUUCCUUUACUCCGGGAAGCUGGAUCUCUGUGGGGAAAACGUUAUCGAGGUGAUGUCUGCAGCCAGCUACUUGCAGAUGACCGACGUGGUCAACUUCUGCAAGACCUACAUCCGCUCCUCGCUGGAUAUCUGCAGGAAAAUAGAGAGGGAAGCGGCUUUCUAUCAGGCUGAUAGUGGGAGCACCGGGUCUGCCAGAGAGGGCACCUCCUUCAGCUCCAAGAGCCAGUGCUCUGCCUCUGUGUCCUCCCUGCAGGAGAAGGAAGGGAUUUCGGAUUGCCAGCAGGACCCUCCGUGCGGCGAGUGCAGUGGUUGCCAUCCCCUGGAGCUCGUGGUCCGGGACCCCAUCAGCAGCGACUCCCCGGACGAUGUCAACUCCUCACUGCCCAAAGGGGUGGAACCCAAGGUGGAGUUUGACUCGGAUGAGGUGGAGGUUGAGGUGGAAGCGGGUGAGCGGCUGCCGCAGUAUCCGACCCCGCUGUCCCUGGAGCAGAUGGAAGAGGGGCUGCACAGCGGGCAGGCCAUGGACUUGGCCUGCAAUAACUAUCACAUGAAACAAUUCCUCGAGGCCCUGUUGCGCAACAGCUCGGCUCAGAGAAAGGAGGACGUGGUCCAUCACUUUGUCCGGGGCUUUGAGGGUAGGCCAGAGGAUGCAGGGGUGGCAGUGAGCUCCAUGAUGGACAUUCACAGCGACUGGUAUGGUGAGGACACAGGUGACGUGUUAGUGGUGCCCAUCAAGCUUCACAAAUGCCCGUUCUGCCCCUACACAGCAAAGCAGAAAGGAAUCCUGAAGAGGCACAUCCGCUCCCACACGGGUGAGCGGCCCUACCCCUGCGAGACCUGCGGGAAGCGCUUCACGCGCCAGGAGCACCUCCGGAGCCACGCUUUAAGUGUGCAUCGAUCAAACAAGCCAAUCAUCUGCAAAGGCUGCAGGAGAACCUUCACAAGUAGCCUGUCGCAAGGGUUGCGGCGCUUCGGCUUGUGCGACAGCUGUACCUGUGUGACCACCACCCACGAGGACUCGAUGCCCAUCAACCUCAGCCUAAUGGAGCAGUCAUCAGAAGGCCAAGAGAAAGGUGAUGCCGAUAACGACUGGCCUAUAUAUGUGGAGUCUGGAGAGGAAAACGAUCCAGCCGAUGAUGAGGAUGCUGAUGGUGAUGACAAGCAGGAGAUCCACAGGAGCUUGUCAGACCGAGAAACACUUAUGUAGCAGUGAGAGGAGAAUGGGAGUGUUUGAAGCGUCUCUGUGACAGUGGUCAGUCUGUGACACAAGACUGAGUAUUUGCCCAGUUAGUGAGACUGUGCUGUUUUUUAUCAUUCCAUUUUUUAAUAGAAAGUGGGGAGAAUUGGAAUUUUUAAUACUUUUCAGUGCUGUGCACCAGAAAUCUGUGAAGAAUCUGCUGCCUGGGGUUCAUUGAGGUUGUACUUGAGCAAUCUCCAGUGGUGUCUCUGCCUCCUAGUCUUGAUUUUAUGGGUGGAACAUCUCUGUGUGUUUUGAUAACAGGUCUCUUCAAAUAAUGCUGUCACGGUCCUUAAUCCCUGAUCUGAAAGGGGCCCCAUCUCCUCUCUGAAGAUCACAUUAAAAUGAGUGUGUUUUUCACCCAUCAUCUUGGACCAUUUCUAAGCUAAGUCGCGAUCCUUUUGUAGUAGGACAGUAUUCUCCAAAUUGUAAAGGUUAAGGGUUUAUUUAGAGUGGAUUUGACCUGGAAACCAGGGCAGACACCCAGGAGAACAAAACCGUGCUGCUGCUGAGAGCAUAGACAGUAAGAGUACAUACAUUUCAUCUGACCUUAACUUUGCAGGUAUUUAGAAAAGAAGCGUCUCCUUCUCAAUUGCUUUUACUGCAGCUUCCUCUCUCAAGAGCUCAGCCUCCAGAGCUUCAGAUGUGUGUCUGAUGUUGUUUAGACUUUGGUAGUCUUGGCUUAAGCACACGUUAUGGUGUUGUGUGUCCUGGUCUUUCCAUUUAGAUUGAGUGAACUGCCCAGUUCUCUUCAGCUUUUCAUGGUAGAAGUGGAAAGCUGUCAGUCAGGUCCUGUGGGAAUUGAGGUGGUGGCAGAUGAAGUAGCCACAUUCACCACUGGUGUAGCUGAGGAGUAGUUAAAUAUAAAUGUCUGAGCUGUGUGUAUAAAAGAGCUCUGAUGACCCUUUUUGAAGCUGUUGGGUAGGAAACCUCAGAGUUUUUUACUAGUCUCUUUGUACGCAAAUCCUUUUCUUUCUCUUUUACUCUAUUUUCUUUCAGUCUUUGAUGAUCCUUCUCAUGGUUUAUGUUAUUGUGUGAAUUUAUCCAAGUAUUUGUGUUGUUUUGUUGUUUUAAACAAAACCCUCUGGUGUAGACCUCCUGCUUCUUUGCUGAGAUAGAUAAAGGCUGGUUUCCAAAGGAGGUGAGAUCUUCUUUACCUUUCCAGUAGCAAACUGAUAAAAACUAUUCAAGAUCAAGCUGGGAGGCUUUAGAAGAAAACACUCCACCACCAGAAAGCCUGUUUGCUUACAGAUAACCUCCUGUUUCCUAACGAAGAGGCAAAACUGAAAUAUACUGUGAAAUAAGACUGUUAA
Pezoporus flaviventris is the source of this 2843-nucleotide messenger RNA. RefSeq names its product zinc finger and BTB domain containing 8B (gene ZBTB8B). NCBI's taxonomy places the organism in Eukaryota, Metazoa, Chordata, Aves, Psittaciformes, Psittacidae. Gene Ontology annotation, biological process: regulation of transcription by RNA polymerase II. The coding region runs from base 52 to 1500 and encodes 482 amino acids. The record is from RefSeq and is a predicted model, not a curated record. Gene Ontology annotation, molecular function: RNA polymerase II cis-regulatory region sequence-specific DNA binding; DNA-binding transcription factor activity, RNA polymerase II-specific; protein binding. The transcript is spliced from 3 exons.